Phytophthora infestans T30-4 is the source of this 846-nucleotide messenger RNA. Its product is annotated as elicitin-like mating protein M25. The coding region runs from base 67 to 846 and encodes 259 amino acids. The transcript has a single exon. Gene Ontology annotation, cellular component: extracellular region. The record is from RefSeq and is a predicted model, not a curated record. NCBI's taxonomy places the organism in Eukaryota, Oomycota, Peronosporomycetes, Peronosporales, Peronosporaceae.
UCCCAGACACCGUCUCCGAGCACUUCCAAGCCUCGUCUUUUCUCCGCAUUGACCACUCCACCGACCAUGCUGUUCGGCAUUUUCUUUUUCUUCCUGCUCUCGGCCUUCGUAGCUGCUGCAGAAGAUGCCUGUUCUUCGACUGAAGUCGUCAAGUUCGCAAAGCUUUAUGGUAACGAGCACUUGCGUCCGUGCCAGAAGGUUUCGGCCGGGUUUUCCAUCGCACCGCCAAAAGGUUAUCCGACAGACCCACAGGUCAAGGCCAUGUGUGCUUCUUAUGAAUGCCGUGCGCUGAUCGAAGACGUCCUCGCACUGAAACCUUCGGAUUGCUACUUGUCUUUCGCCGGCGUCAAGCUGAAUGCGUACAAGAUAAUGUGUGCCUUCAAAGACGCUUGCAAUGGUGAGAAGGACAAGGAUCACGAAGACGACAAGCACCACUCAACCGCGAAGCCGACUACGCACUACCCAACGUCCAAGCCCGCAGAUGAGAAGUACUACCUAACACCAAAGCCAACGGAGGACAAACACUACUCGACUUCAAAGCCGACCGACGGAAAGUACGACCCGACACGCAAGCCCACCGACGAGAAGUACUCGAAGACGCCGAAGCCCACGGAUGACAAGCACUACCCCGCGCCAAAGCCCACGGGUGACAAGGACCACCAUGGACUGGACGAGCCGAUGAUCGUCAAGACCGACCAUGACGAUAAACACUACCCGAUUCACUGUGCUGACAACGAGAAGGCGAAUGAGGCGGAUGGUCUGAAGCCUCCGAUGAACGGCACGGCUCUUGAACUCUUUCCGAUGCCCAACACGACCUACAAGGCCACUCCAUCGCCCAAGCCGUAA